Sungouiella intermedia is the source of this 645-nucleotide messenger RNA. The record is from the annotation of a GenBank genome assembly. Lineage: Eukaryota; Fungi; Ascomycota; Pichiomycetes; Serinales; Metschnikowiaceae.
AUGGAUUUCUCCUACGCUCCGCCUCCUCCUUCGAAAGGAAAACGGAAGCAACUGCCUGGUGCUGGUCAGAAGAAGCAAAAAACGAAGGACUUCUUCGAUUUACCCACGCAUUUGCCCAAUACUGGCUCUCAUGUGCAAAAGACCGUUCAAAGUGAAGACCUACUAGAAGAAGAACGUCAUCUGGGGUCCGGUGGAUCCAAAGAACCGAUUUUUAUUGAGGGAACUAGUAUAACUCUCCAGACAGAGGAGGACAUAGCUAAAUGGAUUGCAGAAAGACGGAAAAACUGGCCCACGAAGAAGAAUAUCGAGCUCAAGGCAAAGAGAGAACUGGAACGUAAGGCUCCAGAACCCGAGAAGACUCCCGCCAAACAAGUUUGCAAAUUCUAUGCGAAGAGCAAGAAGUGCAAGUUCGGAGCCAAAUGCCGCAACGUGCACGAGGCUGCCUUCAACAAUUCAGCAUCCAAAAUGAUAAACGGCAUCCUGGUAGCCGUUCCAAAACGUUACAAAAAAGAGAUGCAAGUGUCGAGCUCUCUUUACAAGAAUCUUAUGCAACGGGAUCAUUACGAGCACGAGAACAACCUCAUCAUCGAUUUCUUGCAAUACUUGGAAAACAACAAACUCAUAGACCGCCAUGCAAGUUUAUAA